This is a messenger RNA of Musca vetustissima, 437 nucleotides long. Its product is annotated as farnesol dehydrogenase-like. NCBI's taxonomy places the organism in Eukaryota, Metazoa, Arthropoda, Insecta, Diptera, Muscidae. The annotation marks the transcript as partial. The record is from RefSeq and is a predicted model, not a curated record. The transcript has 3 exons.
AUGUCUUCAAAAUUAUGGAAAUCCAAGUUGGCCGUUGUAACGGGAGCCUCUGUGGGUAUUGGAGCAGAAAUUGCCCUCAGAUUGGCAAAUGCAGGAAUUACGGUCAUUGGCUUGGCUAGACGUUCCGAGCUAAUCGAUGAUCUUAAUAAACAAGUCCAUAGUGAUGGCGCUCAAAUCCACUCCUAUCGUUGCGAUAUGGCUAAGGAGGAGAAUAUUGCCGAAGCCUUCAAAUGGAUUGGUGAACAUUUUGGUGGCAUCAGCAUUUUGAUAUGCAAUGCUGGAAUAUUGAAAGCGAAUUUUAUUGUUGAAUCAUCAAAUGCGGAUUUAAAGGAGCUGUAUGAUAUUAAUGCUUAUGCGACCACACUUUGCUUAAGAGAGGGUAUAAAGCUAAUGCGCAACGGAAAGGUGGAUAAGGGUCACAUUAUCGUUUUGAAUAG